AAAAUUCCAUGGAUUGAAAUGGAAAAAAAGGGAGUGGAGUGAGGUUAGUGUUUUUGGAGGAUUAAACAAUUGAAUAGAAAAUGAAAACUCGAACACGAGGAAGAAAACGGCUGAGGCAUAGAAUGAUUUCAAUGUUCCGUAUCCAUAUCUCCCAUAUAUAUCCGAACUCAAUCAACACUGACUUUAGCACCUCCACGCGCCCCACCACCUAAUAUACGUACAUCGUAUUCACACAGCGACAAAUCACACCACCCCUUCCAUUUCACUCCUACUCUCUCCUUUUCUUCUUCUUCUCCUCCUUUCAUUUCUAGAUUAUUAUUCCCCUAGCAUAACUCUCUCGCAAACCUUAAAACCCACCAUGACCGCCCUAGCUCCCAUCAACGACCUCCCGGAGGCGAUACUCACCACCAUCAUCGCUCUCGUCUCCGACACCCGCACCCGCAACUCAGUCUCUCUCGUCUCCCGCAAAUUCCGCACUUUCGAGAGGGCCACGCGCGCCUCCCUCACCCUCCGCGGUAACGCGCGUGACCUCCACCUCAUCCCGACCUGCUUCUCCGCCGUCUCCGACCUCGACCUCUCCCUCCUCUCCCCCUGGGGCCACGCGCUCCUCUCCCCCUCCGCCUCCUCCAUCGACCCUGCCCUCCUCGCCCACCGCCUCCGCCUCGCCUUCCCCGCCGUCACCUCCCUCACCGUCUACUCCCGAUCCUCCUCCACCGUCGAGAUCGUCGCCACUCUCUGGCCGCGAAUGCGCCGCGUCAAGCUCGUCCGCUGGCACCAGCGGCCUCAACCGUCCCUACCCGGCGCCGACUUCGAUCAUCUCUUCCGGCAAUGCCAAGCGCUCUCCGAUUUAGACUUGUCGGAAUUCUACUACUGCACCGAGGACCUCCCGCCGGUUCUGGAGGCUCAUCCCAACGUGGCCCGAUCACUCACCAAGCUCAAUCUCCUCACGACGUCGUUUACAGAGGGCUUCAGAGCCGCCGAGAUCAGAUCCAUCACCGCCGCCUGUCCGAAGCUUCAACAGCUUUUAAUGGCGUGUAUGUUUGAUCCGAGAUACUUGGGGUUCGUCGGAGAGGAGGCUCUUUUAUCUAUCUCGACUAAUUGCCCGGAGCUCAGAGUCGUCCACCUCAUCGAUACGUCGUCGUUGGCCAACGCCCGCGGCGAUCCGAACGACGACGGUUUCACAAGUGAAGACGCUCAGAUUGGGCGGGCGGCGCUGGUGGACUUCUUCUCCGGGCUGCCUUUGCUGGAGGAGCUCGUGCUGGAUGUGUGCAAGAAUGUGAGGGACAGUGGGUUAGCUUUGGAGGUUCUUGCUUCCAAGUGUCCUAGACUGAGAGCUCUGAAGCUUGGGCAGUUCCAUGGGCUGUGCUCGGCGAUUGGGUCCCGGCUCGACGGCAUUGCUCUGUGUCAUGGGCUGCAGUCGCUGUCGAUUAAGAACUGUGGGGAUUUGACGGAUAUGGGGCUGAUUGAAAUUGCGAGAGGAUGUUGUAAGCUUGCCAAGUUUGAGGUUUUUGGGUGCAAGAAGAUUACAGUGCAGGGGCUGAGGACGCUGGCUUGUUUGUUGAGGAAGACUUUAGUGGAUGUGAGCAUAACUUGCUGUAAGAACGUGGAUGCUGCUGCCUCGGUGUGUGCCUUGGAGCCGAUUCGCGAUCGGAUUCAACGUCUUCACAUAGACUGUGUCUGGCAGCGGGAGCAUCCGCACGAUUUUGAUCUCAAUCUAGUCAACAAUUUUGAUGCGGGUGAUGAUGGUGGUGGUGUGCUGGGUCGGAAUGGUAAUGAUUACAUGGACCUGAAUUGGAGUGAUGAGUACGAGCACAGGAGCAGCAAAAGGUGCAAGUAUGGAUCAGAUGGGGACUGUUCCUAUGUGCCAACUAAUGGCUAUGCGAGUGGGAAUGGAGAUGGCCAUGGUAAUGGAAAUGAGUUUUCGAGUGAUGAGACUUGGGAAAGGCUGCAAUACCUUUCCCUUUGGAUUGAGGUGGGUGACUUGCUGACAUCAUUGCCAGAGGUGGGUCUGGAUGAUUGUCCCAAUCUGGAGGAGGUUCAAAUCCGUGUCGAAGGUGAUUGCAGGGGAAGGCACAAGCCCGCACAGCGGGAAUUCGGGUUGAGCUGCCUAGCCCACUAUCCUCGGCUGUCAAAGAUGAAGCUGGAUUGCGGUGAUACUGUGGGGUUUGCACUGACUGCUCCACCAGGGCAGAUGGACUUGUCCCUUUGGGAGAGGUUCUUCCUCAGUGGAAUUGGGAACUUGAGUCUCAACGAACUAGAUUAUUGGCCACCUCAAGACCGCGAUAUGAACCAGAGGAGUCUUUGGCUUCCAGCUGCUGGAUUACUGGCAGAAUGCAUCACGCUCCGGAAGCUUUUCAUCCAUGGGACAGCGCACGAACAUUUCAUGAUGUUCCUUGUGAGGAACCCAAUCGUUAACUUCAGCUUAAGGGAUGUGCAACUGCGAGAGGAUUACUAUCCGGCCCCUGAAAAUGAAAUGAGUACAGAGAUGAGGGUGGACUCGUGCUGCCGGUUUGAAGAUGCACUCAACAGGCGGCCCAUCCUUGAUUGAAAGCAGGAAUGUAAGUCAAUAAUAUAAAUCAUAGGCGGUCAGGGUUUAUGCUAGAAAUUGGGAAAUGUCAGAGCUCAGACAUGUUCGCCUUCAUUUCUCGAUUUAUCUUUUCCGUUAUGCAAACAAAUAGAAUUUGAUUAUCCUUCUCAAUAUGA
Messenger RNA from Argentina anserina (silverweed cinquefoil), 2703 nucleotides. Its product is annotated as F-box/LRR-repeat MAX2 homolog A. Bases 359 to 2548 code for a protein of 729 amino acids. Gene Ontology annotation, cellular component: SCF ubiquitin ligase complex; nucleus. NCBI's taxonomy places the organism in Eukaryota, Viridiplantae, Streptophyta, Magnoliopsida, Rosales, Rosaceae. The transcript has a single exon. Gene Ontology annotation, biological process: SCF-dependent proteasomal ubiquitin-dependent protein catabolic process. The record is from RefSeq and is a predicted model, not a curated record.